AUGGCAAACGGAGAGCCUGUUCUGUGGAGCCUCUACGUCUACGCCCCCAACAAGGGCGCGCCGAUAUUCUUCACCAUCGCCUAUGCCAUCUCUGCAGCGGCGCAUAUCUGGCAGUGCUGUCGAUACAAAUCAUGGCGGCUGCUCGGCCUCCACCCCCUCUGCGGCGUCCUCUUCACCCUCGGGUAUGCGUUUCGCGAGUACGGAGCGUACAACUAUCUAUACGACGAAGAGGACAAGUUGGUCUUGAUUAUGUUUGUAUUGAGUCAGGUGUUCAUCUACAUUUGCCCCCCCCUCCUCGAACUCGCCACCUACCACGUCCUCGGCCGCAUCUUCUACUACGUCCCCCAUCUCGCCCCUCUCCCUCCACACCGCGUCUUGUCGACAUUCGGUGCAUUGAUGGCGCUCGUCGAGAUACUGAACGCCCUCGGCGUCUCGCUCUCGUCGAAUCCGUCUUCUUCACAGAGCCAGCAAGGUCUAGGGAGCCGUUUGACGAUCGCUGCGCUGGCGAUGCAGCUAGGCGUUAUACUUACCUUCGUGAUACUCGCGGGGAUAUUCCACCGUCGAUGCAGCAAAACCAAAUUACGGACCACGGCCGUUGCGGUACCUCUUCGAACACUCUACGUCAGUAUGGCUCUUAUUCUCGUCCGGUGUAUAUACCGCCUCAUCGAACAUACGGGGUCUACGACAAUCGACAUCAAUAACAUGGACGUGCUACGAUCCCUAACCCCCGUUCUCCGCUACGAGUGGUUCUUCUAUGUCUUUGAGGCAUCUCUCAUGUUGCUGAACUCGGUGCUGUGGAAUAUUUGGCAUCCUGGACGGUAUCUGCCGCGGAGCUAUCGGGUGCAUAUUGCCAGGGAUGGGAGGGAGGUUGUGGCUGCGAAGAGGGCUGAUGAGAGGGUGAUGUGGCAGAAGGUGUGCAAAUGUGAUGGAAUCAACAUCGAUAUAAGGACCGCCCAUCUCGAGGGCAACAUCAAGGCCGGAAUUGGGGGGAUAUGGAUGGACGGGCCGGUAGCCCUUACGUUGAAGCACACAACCGUGCAUCGCCGGAAUUUGGUGUGGAAUAUGCUUGACUGCUGGAAAGACAUACGUGGAAAUGCUAAUGCCCAGAAUCAGGAGCCAGAAAGGGCUCCUGCGAGACAAUCAAUGCUUUCCAAACUGCGAGAAUACCUCCUAGCCAACGUACUAGCCAAGCUGGUCAAUGUGACGCUCUGGAGCGCUGUUAGAGCCAAGGCCGGGGAUAUUGAAGCUGCUGAUACCACCGCCCACAAUCCCAACGCCGCCAUUGACGCCGCCGUGACACGGCUGGAACUCACCAGUUCAGUCAUGGGAAAGUGA
Aspergillus mulundensis is the source of this 1335-nucleotide messenger RNA. RefSeq names its product putative RTA1 domain protein. The record is from RefSeq and is a predicted model, not a curated record. Gene Ontology annotation, cellular component: membrane. NCBI's taxonomy places the organism in Eukaryota, Fungi, Ascomycota, Eurotiomycetes, Eurotiales, Aspergillaceae. The transcript is spliced from 6 exons. Bases 1 to 1335 code for a protein of 444 amino acids.